AUGCCGUUCGGAGUGACUAAUGUGCCUGCAAUAUUCAUGGACUACAUGAAUCGUAUCUUUAACCCGUAUCUCGACAAGUUUGUUGUGGUCUUCAUUGAUGAUAUUCUGAUUUACUCGAGGAGCAAGCAAGAGCAUGAGGAACAUCUUAGAUUAGUAUUGGGAAUACUAAGAGAACGACAGCUGUACGCCAAGCUAUCCAAGUGCGAGUUUUGGUUAGAGUCUGUGAAAUUUUUAGGACACGUGGUGAGUAAGGCAGGAAUAGCAGUCGAUCCGGCGAAGGUAGAGGCAGUUAACUCAUGGGAAGCACCCAAGACGGUCACGGAAGUGCGAAGUUUUCUCGGAUUGGCAGGAUAUUACCGGCGAUUCAUCGAAGGAUUUUCCAAGAUCGCGAUGCCAUUAACCAAGUUGACGAAGAAGGAUCAGCCUUAUAAUUGGACGCCAGAGUGCGAAGCGAGCUUUAAGGAACUUAAGAAGAGGCUAACUACGUCGCCAAUUUUGGUAUUGCCCGAUCUUGCAAAGGAACUUAAGAAGAGGCUAACUACGCGUCAAAGAUGGGACUAG
Molecule: messenger RNA, 561 nt
Organism: Lotus japonicus
Lineage: Eukaryota; Viridiplantae; Streptophyta; Magnoliopsida; Fabales; Fabaceae
Exons: 1
Coding region: 1-561 (186 amino acids)
Source: RefSeq, a predicted model, not a curated record